AAUGGAGUCUCAGAUCAAGCAUGCUGUUGUUAUCAAGUGCAUGGGCCGCACAGGAUCAAGGGGGCAGGUCACUCAGGUCAGAGUUAAGUUCAUCGAUGACCAAAACCGUUUCAUCAUGAGGAACGUCAAGGGACCUGUCAGAGAGGGCGACAUUCUCACCCUCCUCGAGUCUGAGAGAGAAGCAAGGAGACUUCGGUGAAGUACCCAUUCUCAGUUUUUUGGCGCCUCAUUUAGGUUGAAGACUUUGUUUUUUUGAAUUGUUCUUAUUAGUAGUAUGAAGUUGAGGCUACAAGACUUGUUAUGUUUAGCAUGAUUAUAUACUCUGCCAGUAGGCAUUUAUCCUAAAACAGAUUGAUGUUUGUGUGGAACGACAAGUUUGAUUUCGUUAUGUGUUUGAUGAUAUCCCCCGAGUCUUUAAUCCUUGAUUGUGUUGGUUUAA
This is a messenger RNA of Chenopodium quinoa (quinoa), 439 nucleotides long. Its product is annotated as 40S ribosomal protein S28-2-like. Gene Ontology annotation, molecular function: structural constituent of ribosome. The transcript has a single exon. Gene Ontology annotation, cellular component: cytosolic small ribosomal subunit; ribosome. Gene Ontology annotation, biological process: maturation of SSU-rRNA; ribosomal small subunit assembly; translation. Lineage: Eukaryota; Viridiplantae; Streptophyta; Magnoliopsida; Caryophyllales; Amaranthaceae. The record is from RefSeq and is a predicted model, not a curated record. Bases 2 to 199 code for a protein of 65 amino acids.